GCGCGGGGCGCCACCGCCGACGCCGCUCCUCCGCUGGGGUCAGUGUCCUGGGCUGCGCCCGGGUCGGCGGCCGCGGCGGCUGAGCAGCGGGAGCCGAGAGCCGCGCUCCGCCGAGAGUUGGGCAGGUCAGAGCCCGCGCCUUCGCGGCGUCAUGGGCCCCCUCCUCGGGCCACAGAGGGCACCAGCCGCAGGAACCCCCGGGCCUCCUCGCGGCCGAGCCUGAGCGACCCCCGGGUUCUCCGGCGUCCCUUCCCUCCGCCUUAUUUUCUUCCCUGCUCUCGCUGCUGCUGCCGCUUCAGCUCUCCGUAAUGGCAACGGAGCCGCCAUCCCCUCUCCGGCUUGAGGCGCCCGGCCCCCCAGAAAUGCGGACCCCACCGGCGGGCGAGACAGCCCGCGAGGGCACCCCGAAGUCGGCGGGCGGCAGGCUCCGCUUCCUCAACGGCUGCGUGCCUCUCUCGCAUCAGGUGGCCGGGCACAUGUACGGGAAGGACAAAGUGGGUAUACUGCAACAUCCAGAUGGCACAGUUUUGAAACAGUUGCAGCCACCUCCAAGGGGUCCAAGAGAGCUGGAAUUCUAUAAUAUGGUUUAUGCUGCUGAUUGUACUGAUGGUGUUCUUUUAGAGCUACGAAAAUAUUUGCCAAAAUAUUACGGUAUCUGGUCACCUCCCACUGCACCAAAUGAUUUAUACCUAAAACUGGAAGAUGUGACCCAUAAAUUUAAUAAGCCCUGUAUCAUGGAUGUAAAGAUAGGGCGGAAAAGCUAUGAUCCUUUUGCUUCAUCUGAGAAGAUUCAGCAACAGGUCAGCAAGUACCCAUUAAUGGAAGAGAUUGGGUUCUUGGUGCUUGGCAUGAGGGUUUAUCAUGUUCAUUCUGAUAGCUAUGAGACACAAAACCAGCACUAUGGAAGAAGCUUAACAAGGGAAACUCUAAAAGAUGGAGUCUCCCUCUCCCGUUUUUUUCAUAAUGGAUUCUGCUUAAGAAAAGAUGCUAUUGCUGCCAGUAUUCAGAAGAUUGAGAAUAUUCUGCAGUGGUUUGAAAGCCAGAAACAGCUUAACUUUUAUGCAAGUUCAUUACUGUUUGUUUAUGAAGGUUCAUCUCAGCCAACUACUGCAAAAUUGAAUGACAGAACUUUAGCAGAAAAGUUUUUGUCCAAAGGACAGCUCUCAGACACAGAUGUACUAGAGUACAAUAAUAACUUUCAUAUGUUAAGUUCCACAGCGAAUGGAAAAAUAGAGGCUUCAGUGGGCAAAAGCUUGUCCAAAAUGUAUGCUCGUCACAGAAAAAUGUAUUCAAAAAAGCAUCACAGUCAGACUUCAUUGAAAGUUGAAAAUAUAGAGCAAGGCAAUGGGUGGAAAAGCAUGUCACAGGAACAUUUAAACGGAAACGUACUUUCCCAACUGGAAAAAGUCUUCUACCAUCUUCCCACUGGUUGUCAAGAGAUUGCGGAAGUAGAAGUGCGAAUGAUAGACUUUGCUCAUGUGUUCCCUAGCAACACAGUAGAUGAGGGAUAUGUUUAUGGGCUGAAGCAUUUAAUUACUGUACUGCAGAGUAUUUUAGACAAUUGAAUCCUUUGCUGCAGUCUUUUAAAGGGGUGGGGCAAUCAUAAUGAAGAGCAGCAGUUAAUAACUCUGCACUUGUAAUGCUGUGUAAAAAAUGUGUAUUGUGAGUCUACAUUUUAUUUGUCUUUAUACUUUUGGUAGAAGGGUUAACUUUUUUAUAAUCUUACUCAGGAAAACUAAUUAUUUGUUCUUUAGAAAACUAUAAAGAAUAAAGAAACUUAGGAAUGUUAAGCAGGGAAUGUGGUGGUACGUGGCUUAAACAUCUACUUGGCUUAAGCAAAAUGCAAACCAUUAUUCAAUCAUUACGAAUUUAGUUAGCUUUCUGUAGCCAAUUUAUUGUGAAAUCUCUGUCCACCCACCCUUGACAAUGAGCCAUAUGUAAACUCAUUACAUUAUUAGAACACUUUCAAAAAUCUAGAAAACACAGGUUGAUAUCCUUAGUAUUGCUAUGUAUGAAGUUAUUAAAACUGGAGAAAAUUCUACAGAAAUAAGUACUGUUUAGGUUUUAUAUUAAAAGUUCAGACCAGCAUAUCAAAAGGUGCUUCUUAGAAGUAAAAUGAUUUAGAAUUAUUGUAUUCCAAAAGCAGAUUUUCACUUUAAUUUCCAUUUAUAUACAUAUUUCAAAAUACUUCUUGAAAAAGAUCUUUGAAAUGGACAGCAACAACAACAAAAGUCUUGACAUUAAGGGCACUAAUAAUUAGUCUUGCCAAGGUUAGGGAAGAGAGAAGUUAUUUGCAAGGAACAAAAUUUUUCUUUUAAAAUCUUUAUGGGAAAAUUGGAAUUUUCUACAUUGUGACAAGUAUUAUAAACCAUAUAAUACCUUUUACUGCAGCUUCAAAAAGGUGGAUGAUUGAAGCUCUUAUUUCUCCUUUAAAUAACUUUUGAGAGUUUUUUUCUUUUACAAUUCAUGUAUCUACAUGUCUCCAUUUAGUUAAGCAGUGGUAUGACUAUAUGUUGCUAAAAAGUGUUUCUCAGAAUUCUAAUAAGCAGUGAAGGACAACAUCCAGUAUUGUGAGUGUUAUCAAAAAUACUGUGUGUACAUGCCGCGGAGCGGCUGGGCCCGUGAGCCAUGGCCUCUGAGCCUGCGCGUCCGGAGCCUGUGCUCCACAACGGGAGAGGCCACAACAGUGAGAGGCCCGCGUACCACAAAAAAAAAAACAAAAAACAAAAAACUGUGUGUAUAUUAGUAUGUCAUACAGAGUUUGGUACAUGUCUAAAUUCAUGCUUCUGUUUCGUUCUUACUUAAAACAGUUGUAUAUCAUAUUCAAGAUAGAAAUUAUAAUUUAAAUUCAUGGAGGCGCAGUACUAUUUUUCUUGGAAAAAUUAGAUUUGUAAGUAUUAUCUCUGUUUCACAUCCACCCCUUUUAAAAAAAUAACUAGUUAUUUGUUAUUGGAAACAUUUAGAACUUUGAAAUUAAAUUCGCAAAUAUGUUAAAUGUUUAUGUUUUCAUUACUUGCACUUUGAUUCACUAAUAAAACAUCUAAGUAGUUAACAGUCUUGCCAUAUUCCUGGAAAUUGUUUUAGACUUGUGAACUGUUAGACUGUUUUCCCCCCAAAAUUACAAAUUAAACUUAAAUUCAAGGGCCUUUUUUUAGUGUGAAGGAAAGUAUCACAAUUUUAUGUUUAUCUCACCUUCCCAACCCUCUCUGAGUGUACUUUUGCAAGUAUCUGAGCACAAAGAAAAGUAACAAAUGCCCUAUGGAUUCUGUGCUUAGUAAAUUUAUUAGGCCUGAAUACCUUUAAAAUUCAUAUGCAUUUGUUAUAGCAAAAUUUGAUUAUUUAAAAUUUUUUAUUUAGAGUCAGUGUAGGUAUUUUCCAUAAGGACUUCAUAUUUUUCUCUGCUGCCUAAAUGGUAUUGCCGUAGCUUUUUUUGUGGGGAUGAAGUUCAAGUCAUAGUUAAUAGAAAUUAUUUAGUUUUACUUUUUUUGUCCCACAGUGUAGACUUUUGUUGUUGUUGUUAUUUGGAUAGUGGUUCAAUAAAUCUUAAGCUCAUAUAAUUUAAACACUAUUUUGAAUCUUAACAAGAGACUUUUUUUUUGUAUGGGGUGGUAUCAACCUAUAUGUACAAUGAAUUUAAUAAAUUUAAGUAUUAUCAGAUUUUUUGUGCAUUUUAGCUCAAUAAAGUGUGAAUCAGUUCCAUAUUUUCUUUAUCCAUAUUUGGAAAUUUAGUUUUGUAUAAUCAGUGUCUUACCUUUUUGAUACAAUAGAUAAUGUUUUGUUUUAAUAAAACAAGAAACACUUUUAUCUUUUGUUCUUCAGGGAAGGGAUUCACAUUUAAUUCUAUUUGUUUACAUUUUUUUUAUCACUGUUAUCCAAUGCCCAUUUUAUGUUACUUUAUAAGUAAGCUUACAUGUAACAGAAUAGGCAUCUAUUUGUGUUAUCUACAUGUGACUAUUUUACUGUCUAGUCCAGUCAUUUAACGUUAUGCUGAAAUUUACCACUGUGGGGAUGAAUGAUCACUAUUCACCAAGCAUAUUUAAACAUUUAAAUGUUCAAGAAAUAAUAAUAAGGAUAUAGUUUGGGUUAAUAGGAUUACUGUAGUUUUUUCCCCCUAGGAAAUAUAAAUGAUUUUAGUGUAUUUCUUAUGGAAUGCACUCAUGAAAAGGACUUUAAGAAAUUGUGGAUAGUGAAUAAUGAUACAUUUCUCUAAUAAAAAUUUAAAUUGUAUAAUAGUUUUAUAAUAAAGUAUUUACAUUAAUUGAUAUUUUAAUACAGAUGAAGUUACAUAGAUUCAAAUAAAUUAAAAUUGAUAAAUGCUAAAUAUUUUAUCUGAAUAGUUUUUCAAGAAACAGUUGUGAAAAUGUGUGUAUUAAAUGACUGUAACAUGGAGCAUGUGGUAUUUUCAACUCAGUAUUCGUUAUUUGUUUUAUGUGUCUGGAAGUUGUACUUACUAUGCCUCUUUACACUACAAUUUGCUGUUGUGAGGCUUUAGAUUGUGUUCAACUGAAUAAGAUCUUUUUUUAUGAUUUUAAUUGAGUAUAAGUUACGAUUUUAUGAUUUCCAAGAUGAUGUUCUUCAUAUCUCUAUACCGUAUACACAUCAAAUUUAUAAUGUAACUUGAGAAGAUAGAAUUAAUUUUCAGAGAUAUCUCAGUUGCGAUUUUCUUGUUUCAUGCAACUGGAAACAUUUGUUUCUAGGACUUGGAAUAUUAAAGAUGAUGUAGGAUGAAAGAAAAUGGUAGAACAAUGAAAGAAUUUUAUUUGUGAAAUUACAGAAAUUUUGUCCACUAUUUUAAAGCAUUGUCAUCAUUUUAGUACCAUUUGCUCUUAGUAUGGCAUUUGAUACUUUAAAACUUGAUUUGCUUUAAAAAUUGUUUACAAUGCUUUGUAAUAAUCUUCCUUAUCCAGUGCCUUUAACCUUGAUUUGAUAUAUUUGUAGCCUUGGUUAUCCUUCCAUUACAUCCUGUAAUGUCUUCAUAGCCUAGACUUCAAUUUUAAAAAGUCAAUUUGGUCAUGUAAAGAGGUUGCAAUUGUCUAUUAAUGCUUUAGGAGAACAAGUAAUGUUGUGUAUGGAGACCAGGCAUCUUAGUUCAUUCAGAAAUAUAAAUGUGACUAACAUUUUUAACCCCGAAUAUAUAGUUGUGAUCCAAUCAGACAAAGCCCUAACCGUUUCCAGCAUUCUCUCUAGAUGGGGGUGGGUUGGGGGUUAAAUUAAAAUAGAGAUAUGGAGAAAUGCUUAUUUAAAGAUAAUAAAGUUAACUAGCAUUCAACUUUGUGUAAAGAUAAGGUAAUAAUUGAGUUGAGGUGAAGCAACUAACAAUAUGUUAAAGAGGUUAAAAAUAAUACUUUGCAGCAUUGUAACCUCUAUUUGACAUUUAAGUUCAGGUAAUAAUUAUAGAUAGCAUUAGAAGGCCUUAAUUUUUCACUUUUGCUGGUAAAGGUACGUUUACUUAGACUGUUCAUAUAGAAUAGUGUUUUAACAUAACAUUACUGUGAAAAACAUUCCAUUACAUAUUCACAAGCAUAUUACUGCACAUUUUAAAAAUUGUACCUUACAAUUUACUGCAAAUAUUUUAGGGCUCAAUCUUCAAAUCAUUUGUAUUUUAAAUUUGGCAGUGAAUAUGAAAUUACUUUUUUGACUUACAGAAUGAUUGUAUUGUUACUUAAAAUGCUCGUUAAUAUUUUAAGAAGGUUGGAGUCUCCAUGUUUCUGGAGUUAAUAUUUAAAUUCUUAUUACUUAUUUUGAUAGUGUUUAGUAAGAGGAAAUAGUACUCAUGCGAUUAAACAAAUUAGAAUAUACUGUAAAGAAUAUUUUUAAUUGUUAAAUUUGUCAUCACUGAGGUUAAAUUUUGGCCUGGUAUUCACUUACAAUAUAUAUUAACACAUUUAAUUAUGAAGUGAAAUAGUCUUAAGUAUGAUGUAUGAUGCACCUGCAUAUAAAUGGAUAUGGUGUGCACAAAGACACUUUACUGUGGGAAUUGAACUGGAAGAUAUAUGAAAGCAUGUGAAAUUGCACCUAAAAUUGUGUUAUUAGUGACUAUGCUAAAUUUAUUGUACUUGAUGAAUGAAUGUAUUUAGUCUAGUCAAAGUUACUUUGGUUUAAAUGUCUAAACAAUGUCUUUUUAAAAAAUGUGUUGGUAAUUUGUACUAUUGAUGGGGGCGUUCUUGGACUGCAGGGGUUGUUGUCAAUGUGUGAUUUGUGUUUUUAUUUUAUAGAAUCAUCUAAUGUGAUAUACUGAUUUUUAUAUAAGUGAUAUUUAGAUAAUUCUAAUUACUGUAUAUUUGACAGCCUAUUAAAAUGUUUUGC
Physeter macrocephalus (sperm whale) is the source of this 6306-nucleotide messenger RNA. RefSeq names its product inositol polyphosphate multikinase (gene IPMK). NCBI's taxonomy places the organism in Eukaryota, Metazoa, Chordata, Mammalia, Artiodactyla, Physeteridae. The transcript has 6 exons. Gene Ontology annotation, biological process: inositol phosphate biosynthetic process. Gene Ontology annotation, cellular component: nucleus; cytoplasm. The record is from RefSeq and is a predicted model, not a curated record. Gene Ontology annotation, molecular function: inositol tetrakisphosphate kinase activity; inositol-1,4,5-trisphosphate 3-kinase activity. The coding region runs from base 309 to 1565 and encodes 418 amino acids.